This is a messenger RNA of Heterobasidion irregulare TC 32-1, 1292 nucleotides long. RefSeq lists its product as uncharacterized. Lineage: Eukaryota; Fungi; Basidiomycota; Agaricomycetes; Russulales; Bondarzewiaceae. The record is from RefSeq and is a predicted model, not a curated record. The transcript has 4 exons. The coding region runs from base 301 to 549 and encodes 82 amino acids.
AUGUGCCGAGGCGCUGUAGCAUUGGCCUCGGGCUGUGAAUCCAUUGGGCAGUACAAAGCAGCAGAAUUCUCGACAUCUAGAAAACAAGGGCGAUGCAUAGUAUGCGAGAGGCAUGUCACAGGACAAGCGCUCAAAAAGAAAGCAAACAUGGAUCCACAACUGCACGUGGAGGCAUCUGCAUUGAUACCGCUGCCGUGACCUCGUCCUCCUUAGAGGCAACUACAUCAACAAGUAUGGCACUCAGAAUCAUCAAUGAUUGUCGCCGAACACUACUAGCUCACAAACAAACAAGUCCGUAAGAUGUUCCUCGAGGGAAGCGGCACAGUCAGCAAUGCCUCAACACAAAUCCUGUGCACAGUGGGGGAUUCUCGUGGCUUGAUAGAAUUCCAGAAGAUAGUGUUCAUUGUUCUUGAAAGGGACUUUCCUUCAGGUGUAGUCUGGCAUGAAACCUUCCCAGAGAAUGAUAAAGGUAGUUUGCAACGUAGAAAUGACCUGGUCUGCUGUCCACCUUUUUUUGAGGAUGCAGAAGGAGACACCCAGAAAUAUUAAACAACCUAAGCCACAAGUGUACACGGUAAAGGCGGUUGACUGCUGCAUGAUGUCCAUCAUUUAACUUCGGGGUAUGCUGAGGGCGCGACAGGAGGCGGUGAUAUCGAAGUGGGAGAUGGAGAGUAGGGGAGGGCCGCUUGGUCGCGUAAUACUUUAACUUGAAACCUGCAGUUCCGCAGCACAAAGGCUCUGCGAGGUAUAGACGAUGGGAAAAAAAUAGGAGACACAUGUGAUCCUUCCGAAGCAUUAUACUGUAGAGAUAGGGCUGGCCGAUAAAUUCAGCGAUUCCAAUUCGGGUAUGCAAAAGUGGGCCGAGCGAUCGGUCUGAAUUCAGGGAGCAUCUGACGGCGUCUGAGACAAAAAAAUCAACUUUUGCAUAGGUGCAUCUCACUAGCCUAGGAGCAUCCCGAAGGAGCGGGAAGUCGCGAGGAACAGAUGUGAGUCAUUCCUGGAUGAGAUGCGUAGGUGCAAAACCUCAGGCUUCGACAUCGGGCAAUCAAACAUUCGCCAGCUCUGGUGGAUGGCCCGAGUGAACAACAGCACAUGAUAACCGGACACGGGGACGUGUGAAGAAGACAUCAGAAGAUAGCGGCGGUGUCAGGAGGAAGGGCCCCGGGCAAUGCCCUCCCAUAACAUGAUUCGCUUAAGAAGAGCGUCCAAAUUACUCUCCGAAAGUAUUGGCGCGUGUGGCACUCCGCGGGCAGUCGGAUAUAGGGAUCUCCGCCACACAAUAUCAUCCACAC